Molecule: messenger RNA, 399 nt
Organism: Aspergillus affinis
Lineage: Eukaryota; Fungi; Ascomycota; Eurotiomycetes; Eurotiales; Aspergillaceae
Product: single-stranded DNA-binding protein
Exons: 2
Coding region: 1-399 (132 amino acids)
Biological process (GO): positive regulation of helicase activity; mitochondrial DNA replication
Cellular component (GO): mitochondrial nucleoid
Molecular function (GO): single-stranded DNA binding
Source: RefSeq, a predicted model, not a curated record
AUGUCCGCCUUCACCUCGUCCCUGCGUCCUCUCGUGCGCGCCUCGCACGGCGCUGCUCUUUCCGCGCGCUCUUUCAGCAGCUCUGCGUCGCGCUCCGUUGCCCGUAUGAUCCUCACCGGCCGUCUUGGGAGCGAACCCGAGCUGCAAGCCACAUCGACCGGUCAGGAUGUCAUCAAAUAUGCGGUGUCCUCCUCCUACGGCCCCCGGGACAAUCGCCAGACGAGCUGGUUCCGCGUUGCCAGCUUCGCGCCCGAAGGGCCGCAGCGGGACUACCUCCUAGGCUUGCCGAAAGGAACCCUGGUCUACGUCGAGGGCGACGCAACCAUGCGUUCGUACGAAGAUGCCGACGGCAAAAAGCAGUCAACCCUAAGUCUCGUUCAACGUAAGCUUCAACUCUGA